Messenger RNA from Lontra canadensis (Northern American river otter), 2641 nucleotides. RefSeq names its product tubulin tyrosine ligase like 8 (gene TTLL8). Gene Ontology annotation, molecular function: protein-glycine ligase activity, initiating. Gene Ontology annotation, cellular component: cilium. The record is from RefSeq and is a predicted model, not a curated record. The coding region runs from base 1 to 2556 and encodes 851 amino acids. Gene Ontology annotation, biological process: cilium assembly; protein polyglycylation; cilium movement. The transcript is spliced from 13 exons. Lineage: Eukaryota; Metazoa; Chordata; Mammalia; Carnivora; Mustelidae.
AUGCCCUCCGGCCCGGAGCCCUCGCCGACGCCCCCUCUCCUUGCAGGGGCGCGAGCGGGCGCGAGUUGGGGCGAGCUGCCGGAGGCCGGCAUGGAGCCCGCAGAGAGGAAGAGGCUCCCGUCCGCUUCCCUGGAAGGAGACCCCAGAGAAGAGAACAAAUUAAAACGAGGAAUUUCCCAAGACUCGACUUCUUCCCCCAAAUUAGACAGAUACAAAAUAGCAAGACAAUUAACAGAAAAGGCCAUCAAGGAAAAGAAGAUUUUCUCCAUCUACGGGCACUACCCGGUGAUACGGGCCACCCUUCGAAGAAAGGGCUGGGUGGAGAAGAAGUUCCACUUUUUGCCCAAGGUCAUCCCGAAUGCGGACGAUGACAAUGCAGGGGUGACUGAACAUAAACACACUGAAGGCAAAGAAAAUCAAGAAGCGGCUCUGGAGAAGAUAGACGACAUCCAUGAUGUGAUGUCCAGGUUGGUAAAAAACGAAAUGCCGUACUUCCUCUGGACUAUCAGGAGGGACGUCGUCGACUAUCACAGCCUGAGCUGCGACCAGAUGCUGAACCACUACGGGAAGACGGCCUCUUUCACCACCAAGAUCGGGCUGUGUGUGAACAUGAGGAGCCUGCCGUGGUACGUCCAAGCCGACCCUGACUCCUUCUUCCCCCGCUGCUACAGCCUCUGCUCUGAGAGCGAGAAGCAGGAAUUCCUGGGUAAGUGGGCCCCUGGUCCCUGGUGCCGGCAGAGGGGGCGAGGCCUUGGUGUCCUUUCAGACGACUUCCGGCGCACGGUGGCCUCCAGCAUCCUCAAGUGGGUGGUCAGCCACCAGAGCCACAGCGGAGGCAAGCCCGGCGGCAGGGGGGAGGCCUGUGACCCCGGCCCCAGCAACCGGAAAGCUUCCCAGAGUGCGGACUCCAGGCUCACAGGCCUCUCGGGACAGCUCGUGGACACUGCGUGCAAGGUGUGCCAGGCCUACCUGGGGCAGCUGGAGCACCGGGACAUCGAUGUCCCCGAGGACGCUGGCAAGGGCCUCACGGAGGACGAGUGGAAGGACGUGGCAGAGCAGUACUACUCCCUCGUCCACGGUGACGCCUUCAUCUCCAGCUCGAGAAACCACUUCUCGCAGUGCCAGGCUCUGCUGAACAAAAUCACGUCCGUGAACCCGCAGACGGAGAUCGACGGGCUUCGAAACAUCUGGAUCAUAAAGCCGGCGGCCAAGUCCCGGGGCCGAGACAUCGUGUGCAUGAACCGCGUGGAGGAGAUCCUGGAGCUGGUGGCGGCCGACCACCUCUCUGCCAAGGACAACAAGUGGGUGGUGCAGAAGUACAUUGAGACCCCGCUGCUCAUCUACGGCACCAAGUUCGACAUCAGGCAGUGGUUCCUGGUCACCGACUGGAACCCGCUGACCAUCUGGUUCUACAAGGAGAGCUACCUUCGCUUUUCCACACAGCGCUUCUCCCUGGAGAGCCUGGACAGUGCCAUCCACCUGUGCAACAACUCCAUCCAGAAGCACCUCAAGAACGACAAGGACCGCAGCCCCCUGCUGCCCUACCACAAUAUGUGGACCAGCACCAGGUUCCGGGAGUACCUGCAGAAGCGGGGCCGCGGGGCUGUGUGGGUGGGCGUCAUCUACCCCGCCAUGAAGCGGGCCGUCACCAACACCAUGCGCGCGGCCCAGGACCGCGUGGAGCCGCGCAAGAACAGCUUUGAGCUGUACGGGGCCGACUUCGUCCUGGGCCGCGACUUCCAGCCCUGGCUCAUCGAGAUCAACUCCAGCCCCACCAUGCACCCGUCCACGCCCGUCACGGCCCAGCUGUGCGCGCAGGUGCAGGAGGACACCAUCAAGGUGGUGCUGGACCGCAGGGCGGACCGCAGCUGCGACAUCGGCAACUUUGAGCUGCUAUGGAGACAGCCUGCCGUGGAGCUGCCCCCCUUGCACGGGUCCGACCUGUGCGUGGAGGGCGUCAGCGUGAGGAGAGCCAGGAAGCAGGCGCCACCCACCUCCAGCGCGAAUCUUCCGUCCUCCCUCCUGGACAUUCAGCCCCUGAAAGUGAGGUGCCCCUCGGCCAUGCCCAGCCCGCCUCUGGGGGCCCCCGCCACGGCGCCGCAGCAAGACCUGAGGCUGAAAGAGGCGCAGGCCUGUCCCCGCACCUUUCCCGCGCCCCUGUGGGGGGCCGCCGCCAGGAGCUGCAAAGCCCGGUCCGCCACCGCCCCGUCGGUCGGGAAGCUCGAGUUCCCCCCUUGUAACUUGCAGCACGUAGACAGCAGGGCCCCGAAAACUGGUCCGACCAACGCUGAGUCCGGCAGACCCUCGGAUCCGAAGAUACCGAACGAGCCCUCGCUGCCAUCGGCGCUUCCCAGCGUGAAGACGGCGGAGGGCGCCCUGCUCCAGCCGCCCAAACCGCCAGGGCAGCGCAGGGAACCCCCAGCGCCCUGCCUGGUGUGCGGCUCUCUGCCGCCGGCCCGGCCCUGCAAGCGCUGCCGCUCCUUCUGCGCCUCGGUCCUGCAGGGCGCCUCCUUCGUGCCCCUGGACGGCGGGGGCACCGGGGCCGGGACCCCGUGACGCCAAGGACCUGCACACCGAGGACCAGGACGGGACAGACUAGCCUUAGAACGUGGCUAGUUUCUUUGGAAACUUCACAUAAUGA